Podarcis raffonei (Aeolian wall lizard) is the source of this 2092-nucleotide messenger RNA. It is a transcript of the gene SLC15A5, whose product is annotated as solute carrier family 15 member 5. The record is from RefSeq and is a predicted model, not a curated record. Lineage: Eukaryota; Metazoa; Chordata; Lepidosauria; Squamata; Lacertidae. The transcript is spliced from 10 exons. Bases 207 to 1958 code for a protein of 583 amino acids. Gene Ontology annotation, molecular function: transmembrane transporter activity. Gene Ontology annotation, biological process: transmembrane transport. Gene Ontology annotation, cellular component: membrane.
UAGGGAGGCUUAAAUCAGUGCAGGAUUAGGCCUUUGGGGGGAAAGUGUCUUGGAACUGAAGGCUCCGACUGUCAGAAGCUGAAACUGGCAGCAAGAAGAGAGGCCAGACCACAACUGCUGCUUGUAUCAGAAGCAGGUGACUGAAGUGCGCGCACACAAAAAAGAUUGCCUUGCCCCGAGCUACUAUCCUCCAGCAACAGCAAGUGAUGCCUCUUGUAGAUAUGAAACUCAUGCCAGAUGGGCAACUGCUAAGCACUGUAUCCACGAAGGAGGACAGAAAACCCACAGCCAGGCAAGACAGCGAUGGCGUCUCCAGCUCUAAGCCAAGGAAGGAAAUCCAAGGGACAAUCUGGCUACUGCUGGUGGAGCUGUGCGAAAAGUUCACUUUCUUUGGCAUCGUCUGCAACAUGAUCCUUUUCUGCACUAUCAAGCUUGGCUAUCCCAACCACCAGGCAGCCACGAUCAAUCUCUGCUUUGUAGGCGCCUGCAUGGUGGCUCCGCUUCUGAUGGGCUGGCUUGCCCAGUGCCUGGUGGGACGGAGCACGCUGGCCUAUAUCUGUGCGUUUCUGCAUUUCGUAGGUACAGCCCUGCUACCUGUCGUCGCCUUCCCCUUUGAAGAUUUUUUCAUAGAUAAGCACUACGUCCUCCACACCUUGGCUAGAAGAGAGCAGCAGGUCCUCUUUUACGUGGGGCUGUCGGCCACCUGCCUUGGCUCAGGAGGAAUAAGAGCCAUCGUGUGCCCCUUGAGCGUUUACGACCUUGAUGCAUAUAGAGAAAAGGAGCUUCUGUCGUUUUUCAACUGGUUUUAUUGGCUGGAAAAUUUAAGUUCUGCCAUUGUCUUGGUCAUCAUUUCAUACAUCCAGCAGUCGGUGGCCAAAAACCUUGGCUUCCUUAUCCCCUUUGUGUCUGUCCUGAUGGCGCUGAUCACCAUCCAUAUGGCGCGCAGUGAAAUGAUUUACCAGCCCCCAAAAGGUAAUGGCCUGUUGACCGUCUGUGGCAUCGUUGCUAAUGCACUGAGAGUAUGCUGUGUAAAAUGCCGCUACUUCAGUGGGGAUGUCACAAACUGGCUAGACCAUGCCAAGGAGAACUACGGUGGCCAGUACAGCGAAACUCAAGUGGAAAGCACAAAAUUGCUUGUCCGUCUCUUCCCUUUCAUUGCCUUCCAAAUCCUCUAUAGGAUAUGUGUUGUACAGAUACCGUCAGGAUAUUAUCUGCAGGCAAUGAAUUCAAAUUUGAAUCUGAAUGGGUUUCUCUUGCCAGUAGCAGCCAUGAAUGUGAUAAGCAUCCUGCCAUUCUUAAUUCUGGCUCCUGUGCUGGAGUGUCUCAACACUUGUCUCUUUAGUCCUGAAACAAGUGGACGAUUCUCUGCAGUCUGUAUUGUUGUAGGUUACGCAUCUGCCACCCUCUCUGUGAUGGUUGCUGGGUUUUUAGAGGUACACAGGAAGCAUUUCCCUUUGGUGGAACAGACUCUUUCAGGCAAAGUCCUCCUCGUCUCCUCCAUGCCGUGCAUCCAUCUGGCCCCACAAUACAUCUUCCUUGGCUUGGCAGAAGCUCUGGCGACUCCCACCUGUUCCUUCAUUACAUACAAGUUUGUGCCGGGCAGAAUUCGUGGAGUUGCCUUGCAAGCCUUGACUUUCUUCAAUGGAGCUGGCUGCAUCAUGGAGGCUUUACUUGUUCAAGGAGCUUACACCGCCUCACAAGGUGACUGGUUUCCAAAUAUUCUAAAUGAGGGUAGACUGGAACGGUUUUACUUCUUUUUGGCCUCACUAAUGAUGAUUAACACUUUAGGCUUCUGGACCAUCUCACACAGGUACACUAAUCUACAGCAGGACUACGACAAAGGAUACAGAGGGAGUCUUCUUCAAGAGCAACUUUUACAGCAUGAGAAAUCGCUUAUAUUUUAUGACAGCAUCCUGGAUUGCCCCUCUCCUUUGUCUCCCAUGGAGACUCUCCUGUGAAAUCCUGCUCUGAAAAUGACUGGUUGGUCACACGGCGCAGUCAGUCACCAGAGUAUUGUCUGUCAGAUUUUAAUGAUACAUUCCUGUCUGUGUUUAUGAACUGACUUAACAAUAAAUGGAUUGUUGUUUCUCCU